Messenger RNA from Micromonas pusilla CCMP1545, 450 nucleotides. RefSeq lists its product as uncharacterized. Bases 1 to 450 code for a protein of 149 amino acids. The transcript has a single exon. Lineage: Eukaryota; Viridiplantae; Chlorophyta; Mamiellophyceae; Mamiellales; Mamiellaceae. The record is from RefSeq and is a predicted model, not a curated record.
AUGGAGCAUAAUCGUCAGCUGCAGCAGGCGACGGCGGCGGCGCAGAGGGCGGCGACGGAGGCAGCGGCGCAGGCGGCCGCGGCCGCGAGACGCCCGCCGCCGCCGCAGCAGGAGGCGCGCCGGCCGCCGUCGCCGCAAAUCUCUCGCGAGCGUCUCAGAGCCAGUCUUCCCCCGCAAAGCGCUGCGCGGCCCACCGCGAGGGCGAUGAUGAGCGGUGGACACGUGCCGCCGCCGCCGGAAUACGCGACGCCGUCGCUUCGCCGCGCGAAACGUCACGUCGCGAUGACGGACGAGCUCUCGCGCGCGCCGGAGACGCACUCGGUGCCGCCCGAGUACAUGUCCGAGGGCGCGUUGGAGCGGGCGCGGCGGGAAUACGCCGCGGAUAAGCGGCUGGCGCUCGAGCGGCGGCGGCAGCGGAUGCUCGUGGAGGAGGGGGUGCUUCAGGUGUGA